Messenger RNA from Exophiala dermatitidis NIH/UT8656, 564 nucleotides. RefSeq lists its product as uncharacterized. The transcript has a single exon. NCBI's taxonomy places the organism in Eukaryota, Fungi, Ascomycota, Eurotiomycetes, Chaetothyriales, Herpotrichiellaceae. The record is from RefSeq and is a predicted model, not a curated record. Bases 1 to 564 code for a protein of 187 amino acids.
AUGGCCUCCCGUUUCACUACUCCCAAGGGAGACGAUGAUGCCUUCAGCCGGUUUUUGACUUCCCUCGACCUCUUGCACUGUGACGAGCACCUUACUGGCCUCGAAAAUGCAGUCGCUAGAGCAGAACACGAGCUCAACAUUUGGGCCCGUCAGUUGAGUUCCUCCGCCGCCGAAAACACUACGAUUGCCGCAGCUGGCGCGCACGAGCGUCAGUUGUCCAACUCACACGUACGCCGUAAGCACGCUGCGACCGGUCCCGCCCAAACCGAAGGAGGCCUCAUUGCCGAGCCAAACGUUGUCAACCGUCUGAGAGCUUUUUUGGACAGCGUCUCCAACAUGGUUGCAGUCUCACGGGAGCUGUACCGGCUCUGGCAGUCCAUCUGGAAGAUCUACGAGGAAAUCAAUCGGCCUGGACCCAGCAAAUCCGCAAAGAUGUACAAAGCCCUGUUCAACGGCCAGUACAGAGAUUGGCUAUUGGGACGAUUGAGUGAGAUCGAAGGACGAUAUGAACGUGCACGCGAAGAGUUCCAAGCGCAGUUGGAGGCAUGCAGAGACCUCCUCUGA